UUUUGGGGGCUUCUUCUUUCUCUCGAAGGCGCAGAGAAGAGAAGCUGCGCUGCCAAUCGAUGGAGGAAGAGGAGGUGGAGGAGGACUCCCAGGCGGUCCCCAGCAUGGUCUUGGUCCUCUCUUCCCUCCUCGAGCGGGUGGUGGAGCGCAAUGAUGCGGCCGUCGCCGUCGGCCUCCGCCCCCUGCCGGAUCGGACGGCAGCCUUCCACAGCGUGCGGAAGCCGGACAUCUCGGCGCGCUGCUACCUGGAGCGCAUCUUCCGGUACGCCAACUGCAGCCCCUCCUGCUACGCCGUUGCCUACAUCUACCUCCUCCGCUUCCUCCACCGCCACCCUGCAGUCGCCCUCCACUCCUUAAACCUCCACCGCUUCCUCAUCGCCGCCGUCCUCGCAGCUGUUAAGUUCACCGAAGAUAUACACUACAACAAUGCUUACUUUGCCAAGCUUGGUGGAAUCAGCUUGAUCGAGAUGAACUACUUGGAAGUCGAUUUCUUGUUUGGCCUAGGCUUUGAAUUGAAUGUGACCCCUGCUACCUUCAGCUCCUACUGCUCAAUUCUCCAGAGAGAAUUUUACCUUGAAUCACCUCCUCUCUCGAAGCUGCACUGCUACAUCACAGAGGAAGAAUCCAACUGCUGCCAGCAGAAGCAUUCAGCAAGUUCUCAGCAGGUUUUUUUGGGCAUAUAGAUUACACUAAAUAGAUCGGCUGUUAGAUGACGAACAUACAGUCCUCGAGUCUUAGUCUAUCAAAUACGAAGCAAGUUAGAUCGACUUGUGUAUUUCGCUUUUCCUUAGCUAUAUAUUGAGUUUUGCAUAA
Messenger RNA from Zingiber officinale, 813 nucleotides. RefSeq names its product cyclin-P4-1-like. The record is from RefSeq and is a predicted model, not a curated record. Gene Ontology annotation, biological process: regulation of cyclin-dependent protein serine/threonine kinase activity. The transcript has 2 exons. Gene Ontology annotation, molecular function: protein kinase binding. Lineage: Eukaryota; Viridiplantae; Streptophyta; Magnoliopsida; Zingiberales; Zingiberaceae. The coding region runs from base 60 to 683 and encodes 207 amino acids.